This is a messenger RNA of Daldinia loculata, 1680 nucleotides long. RefSeq names its product alpha/beta hydrolase fold-domain-containing protein. Bases 336 to 1421 code for a protein of 361 amino acids. NCBI's taxonomy places the organism in Eukaryota, Fungi, Ascomycota, Sordariomycetes, Xylariales, Hypoxylaceae. Gene Ontology annotation, molecular function: hydrolase activity. The record is from RefSeq and is a predicted model, not a curated record. The transcript is spliced from 2 exons.
AUUGCUACCCCGACCCCCACGAUUGCUGUAUAGUGCAUGUAGAGCGUCACGCGAAAGGUCACUGGUCUGGAAUAGACGAUGUUGAAACUUAGACACGCGGCCGGCUACGGAUAGGUCGUAACUGCCAGGGGUUAAAUUACAUAUCUCCCUUUUCUAAGGGUACGAAAACUCUAAAGGUAAUCUUUACCUUACUGAUUGUCAAUUCGCGGGAUCAGUUCGAAUUAUCCGGGGUUUAGCUAAUCUAAUAUCACAUCCUACUAUACGACAUAUAUGUGGCGUGAAUACAAUUUGUUGAAGUUGACAUUUUCAAUACAAACUUGCAUACCUCACGAAUCAUGGGUUCUAACGACGUUGCAACUCUUGUCAACCCGUUACAUCCUACUCUAGUCGAGAGGCUCGACCCGGCCUUUACCGAGAUCUACAUUCGCUACCAAGCAUCCAAACUACGAGCUGAUCAAGUUUCCUACGAAGAGUAUGAUCGUGACCGAAAGAAAUACGACUUCCCGACAGCUAAAGUCGCCGGACCGGCGCCAGACGUAGCCAGCACCAAGAUCUACCAAGUUCCCGUCUCGAAUCCUUCUGGUGAAAUAGCUAUACAGGCGUACGUGCCUACACCGGAAGCAAUCAUCAGUGCCGGGCUUGAACGGGAAGGCUUGCUCCCGGCACUCGUGAACUUCCAUGGUGGCGGCUUUGUAAUCGGAGGCCUAGACUCUGAUGAAUCUCUGUGCCGAAAGAUCUGCCAGAGGGUUGGCUGUAUUAUAGUAAACGUCGCAUACCGGCUUGCUCCAGAAUAUCCUCACCCAGUUUCGGCAACAGAUAGUUGGCAGGCGCUGAAAUGGAUAUUUAAAAAUGCAGACGCGUUGAAGAUAGAUCCCUCACGCGUGGGCGUCAGCGGACUUUCCGCCGGAGCGUGUAUUGCGGCAGUUCUCGCGUUACAGGCUCGGGAUGACCCGAGUUUACCACGUCUUGCCGUGCAAUUGCUCAUCGUGCCGGUGGUUGACGCGAGAUUCGUCCCGAAGGAGGGUUCGUGCGACCCUACGAAUACGCCGUAUAGGAGUUAUAUCGACUUCGAAUUCGCGCCGAUGUUACCUCUCAACCGUCUAGUAUGGUUCUAUAACCUGUGGCUGGGAACUGAUGAAAGCCGCGAAGAGAAGGCAAAAGACUUUCGUGCGUCACCAAUCGUCGCCGAUUCGCAUGCCGAUCUAGCGCCGGCUAUCAUCCGUUGCGCCGAAAUCGACCCACUGGUAUCAGAGGGGAUUGCAUAUCAUGAGAAACUAACAGCAGCUGGAACUCCCAGUAAAAUUAAAGUCUACAAGGGACAAGGACAUCCAUUUGGCCAUUGGGAUGGAUCUAACCCGACGUCGAAGGAGUUUGUUACUGAUUGUGUCAAUGAGUUAAAGGCUGCCUUUGCUAAGAAUUAACGGGCCUUUUUUGCUCCCUUACUAUUGACAUAUAUUACAAUGAAGCACAAGUUACACGAUCUUUAGUCUUGUGAGACUUGGCUAUAUGGUUGGUAGUGUAUGACUUACCAAGUAUGUAUAGGUAACCUAGCUAUAGCAACUUGUCACUAUAUGUCUUUUGAUUAGAAUAAGCGAGAGCUGUAUAUCGAACAUUAUAAGCAUUAAUACAAAAAUAAUUGUAUGUACCUAAGUAGGUACUUUAGGAGAUGUGCCUCUAGGC